AUGGAACUUGACGAGGCAUCCACAGCUGACGGCUAUUAUGAUCGAAUCAAAGCUAUUUGUGGACAAAUCAGGGUCAAAGUUUUCGAAGCACUUCAAAGGCUUAGACAGAAUAAUGCUCUAUAUCGUAAUGUUACAAUUAGUCAAUUAAUAAUCAGCAAAUUACCUGAAGAUGAUGUACCGGAGUGUUUAUGGGCAACCAUGGAAGUUUCUACUAAUGUAGAAGCAGCUGAAAAUGAAAGAGCAAGUUACCUUCCUGAUCUGUUGACCAAUGCAUCUGAAUUUAACAAUACAACAGCUAUACCUAUAAUCUCAAGUGCUGUGUUAGAUGUCAAUAGUACCAAAGUGUCGUCUGAUGAAGUUGCUGAACAUCUUUUAGAACGAAUCAAAGCACAAGUGCCAGAAAAAGCACACGGAAAAGACACCGAGCAAAACUCUAAACAAGACACUGUAUAUAUAAUUCCUCGUGGCAACAAACCGGCCAAUGAAUAUUCUAAUCCAAAUCUUUUAUUAGAAAUCUUUCCUACCCUAUUCCCAUAUGAAUGUGGUGGGCUUGAGGAUGGUUCUCGACCGAUUCAAAUCAAUUUUCAUGAAACCAACGACGGAACAAGUACGACAAGUGAUGAUAGAACAUUAAUUGAACAAAUUGAAUCGACAGCAAGUGAAGUUAUACCACCAUGUCUCCCGACACCAAAUCCUGCAUUGGAAGACUUCGAUCAAACGUUUCGCAAAGAUGCAGUUCAAUUGGUCGAAACCUGCAAUAUUCACAAACAUUCUGCAGCUUGCUAUAAAUAUUCUAAAGGCAAAAAUGAGAGUUCAAAAAUUUGUCGAAGACGCAUGCCACGUGCACUAGUGAAGUUUGAUUUUGACCGUACACGUUGUCCGGGCGAAAAUAAUUAUGGUAUCAUACACGACGUCCACAUAUUUGACGUAGCUCGCGAGCAUCAUACGACCACGAUUAAAGAGUGGAAACGUGAUAUUGAAGCCCGACGAGACGAAACAAGAAACUAUUUAAUUUCAGGUGAAGAUACUCUGGAAGUACGAGAUGAUGAAACACAGAUUGAAGUCGUAGGUGCUGAAAUUCCAACAAGCCCAAUUAAAACGAAAGCUACGAGAGUCCUACUUGUAACUGCAACCAAUUUGGUUUUAUUUCCCACAAAACAGAAUAUCGUCAAACAAUUUACACUAAAUACUCAGCAAAAAUAUGCUUUUAUGAUUAUAACUAGUCACUUAGAUGGCGAAAAUCAUGCUUAUACCGGUAUAUAA
Messenger RNA from Rotaria sp. Silwood1, 1263 nucleotides. The record is from the annotation of a GenBank genome assembly. Lineage: Eukaryota; Metazoa; Rotifera; Eurotatoria; Philodinida; Philodinidae.